AUGACGAUCGCCGGCGACGACGACUUCUUCCUGGUGCAGCUGGUGCCGAGGGACGUCUCGGACGGGCUCCUCGGCAAGUUCGCGGACACCAGCGCGUUCGACUUCGACUACGACCGCAGCGGGCUCUGGUCGCCGCUCGUGCUGCGCCCCGAGGUCAUGCUGCUCGCGCAGUCCCCGGCGGCCGGGCGCCGGGGCCGACGGCCGCGACGGCGGUGGCGCCGGAAGCGGAGGAAGGUGCUCAGCGGCUGCUGCCGAUGGUGGGGACGUGCAAUGCUGCCUACGGACGAAACAUCUGAAUAA
Messenger RNA from Miscanthus lutarioriparius, 300 nucleotides. NCBI's taxonomy places the organism in Eukaryota, Viridiplantae, Streptophyta, Magnoliopsida, Poales, Poaceae. The record is from the annotation of a GenBank genome assembly.